This is a messenger RNA of Condylura cristata (star-nosed mole), 5787 nucleotides long. RefSeq names its product zinc finger CCCH-type containing 6 (gene ZC3H6). NCBI's taxonomy places the organism in Eukaryota, Metazoa, Chordata, Mammalia, Eulipotyphla, Talpidae. Gene Ontology annotation, molecular function: RNA binding; metal ion binding. Bases 388 to 3900 code for a protein of 1170 amino acids. The transcript has 12 exons. Gene Ontology annotation, cellular component: nucleus. Gene Ontology annotation, biological process: negative regulation of DNA-templated transcription. The record is from RefSeq and is a predicted model, not a curated record.
GCCGCUGUCUCGGGUGCCGCCAUGUUGGUGAGGAGAAAUCACCGUUACGGCCACUGUCCAAAUCCCCGCGUCGCUGCACGCCGCCUGCCCGCCCGCUCCCAAGCCUCAGCCACCGGCGGCGAAUAGAGACUAAAGCGGCAGCGCCGGCAGCGCGGGGCCGUUGCCCAGUGUUUGCAGUUAGAGCCCCAUCUCUCUGGCGUGGUUGUUAAUAGACUGGAAAGUCUGUGUCUGUGUCGCUCACUAGUAACCGUGAGUUUUUACCACUUCGUCACCUCUCGGCGGUGGCCGGGAGCAGGUACCCGCACGCGGGGCAGGGGUCCACCCCGCGCCCCGCUGCCGCCGGCCUCGCAGACCUGCCCUCCAGCCCCGCCCCGUUCUUGACCAAACAUGACAGACUCUGAACAUGCAGGGCACGACAGAGAAGAUGGUGAAUUAGAAGAUGGUGAAAUAGAAGAUGCAGGAUUUGAAGAAACACAUGAACAGGAAGCAAAAGAGGAUGAAAAGCAGAAAAAUGAAAAAGCCUACAGAAAAUCAAGAAAAAAACACAAGAAAGAAAGAGAGAAGAAAAAAUCCAAGAGAAGAAAACGUGAGAAACACAAGCAUAAUUCUCCAUCUAGUGGUGAUAGUUCAGACUACAGCCUUGAUUCAGAGGUCGAACAAAGAGAAAGUUCCCACAAAAAAAGGACUGGUUUCUACAGGGAUUAUGACAUUCCAUUUCCUCAGCAUGGACAUAUAUCAGGAAGCUAUAUGACAUCAAAGAAGAGUCAACAUAACAAAAAAUAUAAGAGUAAAGAAUACGAUGAGUAUAGUACCUACAGUGAUGACAACUUUGGUAACUACAGUGAUGACAACUUUGGUAACUAUACUCAGGAAACAGAGGAAGACUUUUCUAGUCACCUGAAACAAUACAGACAAGCAAAAGAAACCUCAAGUACUGCUUUAGGAUCAUCAUAUUCUAAAGAACCAGGGAAAAAACGAAUGAAAGUUCAACUAGGUAUUGAACAGAGGGUUAAAAGUUUUAAUGUUGGCCGUGGACGUUGUUUGCCGAAGAAAAUCAAACGUAAAGACCGUGGAGGAAGAACCAAUAAAGGGCCUAAUGUUUAUUCAGGAGUGGAUGAUUUCCAAGAGUAUAGUAAACCAGGGAAAAAAUGGAAAGUUAUGACUCAGGAAUUUAUUAAUCAGCACACAGUGGAACACAAAGGAAAACAGAUCUGUAAAUACUUUCUGGAAGGGAGAUGUAUUAAGGGAGAUCAGUGUAAAUUUGAUCAUGAUGCAGAGCUGGAAAAGAGGAAAGAGAUCUGCAAAUUUUAUUUACAAGGAUAUUGUACCAAAGGAGAGAACUGCAUUUAUAUGCAUAAUGAAUUUCCAUGCAAGUUCUACCAUAGUGGAGCAAAAUGUUACCAAGGAGACAACUGUAAAUUUUCACAUGAUGAUCUGACUAAAGAAACAAGGAAACUUCUGGACAAAGUAUUGAAUACUGAUGAAGACCCCACAAAUGAAGAUGAACGGGAGUUAGAAGAACUUAGAAGGCGUGGCAUAACUCCUCUCCCCAAACCACCUCCAGGAGUUGGACUUCUGCCAACACCCCCAGAGCACUUUCCCUUUUCUGAUCAUGAAGAUGAUUUUCAGACAGAUCUUUCUGAUGAUUUCAGGAAAAUUCCAUCUCUUUUUGAAAUAGUCGUAAAACCUACUGUGGAUUUAGCACAUAAGAUUGGGAAAAAGCCACCAGCAUUUUAUAAUAGUGCCUCACCACCAGGACCACAAUUUCAGGAAAGCAGCCCACAUCCUCAACAUAUCUAUAGUUCUGGAUCAAGCCCAGGUCCUGGAUCUAAUAUGACUCAGGGACAAAAUAGUCCUGUGAUGCACCCAGGUUCCCCCGGACCUCAUCCUGGUUUACCAAUGCCACAUAGCCCACCUUUGCCACCUGGUCCACCUGGAAUUGUAGGCCCUCCCAGUCAAGCUGGAGUACUUAUUCAAGAUACACCUUUGACACCACAAAGUAUGAGUGGUGCUUACCAUUGCCUCGGCUUUGCAGAACAUAUGAUGAAAGUACCUAGAGAGAAUCACUGUUCUCCUGGUUUAUCACAUCUGCAAAGUCCUAGUGAGAUGCAACUCAACAUCAAUUAUGAGCCCCUCCAAAACCCAGCUGAGUUUUAUGAUAAUUACUAUUCACAGCAUGCUGUACAUAAUUUUCAGUCACCCAAUAACUCCAGUGAUGGGAUGUGGCAUGAUGAAUUUGCCCAGCAUCAGCCUUCCAUUAUUCAAGACUCACUUAACCACGGGAGUGGAUCUGAUGGCAGCAACAUGACAGCUCAUGGCCCUGUUCCUACACAAAGUCUCCUUCCUGCGAUGCAGAGAGCUCUUUUUGUCAGAUUUAGUCGGAAAUACCAAGAAGAUGAAGAACCAAGCAGCACCCAGCCUCCAAGGGCAUCAAACAAGGAAGAAGAUGAUACCGUUAACUGGUAUUCCAGUAGUGAAGAAGAAGAAGGAAGCAGUGUCAAGUCAAUACUGAAAACAUUACAGAAACAAACGGAAACUUUAAGAAAUCAGCAACAGGCUUCCACAGAGCCCAGUACCCCUACAGAUCCAAGACUUGCUAAAGAGAAAAGUAAAGGAAACCAAGUUGUUGACCCUAGACUUAGGACUAUCCCAAGGCAAGACAUUAGGAAAUCUUCUGAGUCUGCUCCACUGGACCUUAGGCUUGUGUGGGAUCCAAGGAAAUUAAGAGGGAAUGGAAGCAGUCAUGUAGGCUCUGGUGGAGCAAAACUUGAUUUACAUCAUGCAAAUGCUGGCACAAAACACAAAAGAGGAGAUGAUGAUGAUGAAGAUACAGAAAGAGAACUGAGAGAAAAGGCUUUCUUAAUACCUUUGGAUUCUUCCCCUGGUGUAGUGCUCCAAGAUCCAAGGUCACAACUGCGACAGUUCAGUCACAUUAAAAUGGAUAUUAUCCUAACUAAACCUAACUUUGCAAAACACAUCGUAUGGGCUCCAGAAGACUUACUUCCAGUUCCUUUACCUAAACCUGAUCCAGUAUCUUCAAUCAAUUUACCUCUGCCCCCUCUUAUAGCUGACCAGAGACUCAGUAGGUUAUGGAAUACAAAAAAUGAUCAUCAAAAUACAGCAUCCACUGAUUCAAAAUUAGCAGCCAAAACCAAAAUUAACACAACAAACAGAGAAGGCUACCUAGAACAACUUGGAGACUCCCAUAGUUCAGGAAAUAAAUUAGGAGAUCCUAGACUGCAAAAAAACUUUGAUCCUAGACUUCACAGACACAAUACAGAGUCUCAUCAAGCCCUUCUGAAAGAGUCACAUACACCAAAGGGUGCCCCUCAUCUAGCCAGAUCAAAUCCUGUCUCAUCGCAACCUUCAAGGGCAGUAGUUAGCAAUUCUGGUCCUGGGGCUUUGCCUCCAUAUGCCCCUAAACUCUCAUCUUCAGCUGGCCUUCCACUGGGAGCUACAAGUUCAGUUCUUAGUGGUAUUAGUCUGUAUGACCCUAGGGAACAGGGUUCCUCAUCUACAUCAGAGCUAGCAACAGAAAAUGCAGAGAACCAGAAAAAAUGUGGUAGUUUAAAAAGUAGUGAUAAAAAUGAGCCUUCUCCUGCAGAAGCAGUCCUACCACAGAAAACCACCCCAAAUGUGGAUGUCUCUGUUGACGGGCCAGCUGACCCACCGGUGGAUAGUAUCAAGGGUCCUAGCUUAAUUCAGGUUCCAGCAGUACACAGUCUUCCUAUUCAGGCAUUAACAGGCUUAAUUAGGCCACAGUACAGUGAUCCAAGACAGGCAAGACAGCCAGGACAGGUGAGCCCCAGUACCGAUAAUGAUCCCACUAAAGAAACAGAUGACAAAUCUCUGAAAGAGGUUUUUAAAACUUUUGAUCCAACUGCUUCACCAUUUUGUUAGCUAUUGUGUAUUUAAGCAAUUCUUUUCACUCUUGUGACUGUUGCAGUCCUCUGCUGUUUUGUAACUGGUUUACCUCUUAUAGUUUAUUUAUUUUUAAAUUAUAAACACUUUUCAGCUGCUAGUAUCAGAACCACAUGAAGUUAUAUCCUCUAAAGCCUGUGGUAUUUUAUAUAAUAUUUUUAUAACUUUAAGAGACUGUAGUAAUUGACAUAGAAACCUAUAUAUCAUGUUAGCUUCAGUAAAAGUACUUUUAUUGUAAAUAAACCAUCAUGAACUCAGCACUCUGCUUGAAUAUAUGCCAGUUAGUUGUCUUUCAUAAUCAAUGUUUAGAUAAAUGAUUGCCAUUUUUAUAUGAUUGUUAGUUUCAAGCAAUAUGAUGUAUAUUACUUUUGAGAAACAGUAUUUUGACUAGGAUUCUCUCUCUUUGUCAACACAGAACUGAUUAAUAUGUAAUGCUCAUUGCUAACUAAAAUGUAAAAUGAAGUAAAGAAAACAUUUUUAAAAUCACAAUUAGCAGAGCAGUUCACAUUUAUGACAUCACUUUUAUUAGUAUUGGCAAUAUUACUUGUGUAAAGGAGGCAUUUGAAUGUCAUUUCUUUGAAGUAUUUUAUUAUCUGUUGUAUCUUAAAAGUUGGAGAUAGAUGGUUUUGCUGAAGUAAAAGAUCCCUUAAUUCUCUAACAAUUUUAAAUUUUAAUUUUUCAUAUUAAAUACUUAUGAGUUCCUACUGUUACAUUGUGAUGUUUAUUCAUUUCUGUUUUUUGUCUUUAGCGUCAUCAUGUAUUUCUUUUUCAAAUGAUGUUGCUGCAAUAAUUGUAUACAUCAUGACUUUGCAAUUUUUAACCAAAUUUUUAAAAGAUCCAGUGAGAGUCUAUAGUGAUAAUUGCAUUGAUAAUGUUUUGAUGUCCAGAUCCUAUAAUUCUUAAAUAGCAAGUAAACACAGAGAUUAAAAAUACAGUUAACUGUAUAUGGCUACCAAUAAAGAAUCUCUUCCAGAUCUCACCUGACUGACAUUCAAUAACAGAGGAGACUGUCUGAUGUUUAAGUAUUUAAUGUCCUCUCAGUGAAAUCACCUAAUCUGAUUAGAAAUUGCAUUUUUAUGAAAAAUAAUUUAUACUCAUUCUCAUGUACAUGGCAUAAAUAGUGGCAUAAAUAGUAGCAGCCUUAUUUGUUGAAUAUAUAUUAGUUGUAAUCAAAACUAAGUAUUCUACUAACAUUCAUGUCUUGCACUGUAGGUGUAUGAUAGUGUUUACUGAUAACACUGACAAUUAGUAAGUUGAAAAGGAGCAUUUCAUCAUAAAAGGUGGUGAGAGUAGAGAAAAAUCAUUCCUUGUAUAAAACAACCCUUGAGAAGUGAUCGUAAAGAUGAAAUAUCUCUAUGGGAACCUAACAGAUAGCAUAUGGUUUAAUAUUAAUGUAUAUCCUCCCUAUUCUUUUUACAUUUUUUUACUCUGACUUCAUCUAAAAUGGGAUUGUGGUUAAGUCUACAAAUUCUGCCUACUUAAGUUAAUUGUGUUCUAAGUAGAAGGGAGGGAAUAAAUGCCUACUGUUUAUAUUUUGAUUAUAAUACUGCCUUUGGUUAUAAUACAGCCUAACAUGGCUCUGGAGAACAGUUUUUAGUAAAAUUAAAAGAAAAAUACAGCUUGAGGCUAACAUAGUAAAUAUUUUUUGAUUUACUGUCCAAAUGAACUUUAGUACUAAUUGAAAAGUCAACAAAAUGGAUAAAGCUGACACAAAGAAUACACACACACAUUUGACUAAUUAAAGUAGCAAAGUGGACUCUAGCUUUUUAACAGAAGAUCUUUUUACAACUAAAAAAGAAGUUAAAAUAUUAAGAGGGAAGUUUAAAAUUUUUAAUGCAGUUAGGUAGUGUUCAUUUAUUUAGUGUU